CAGCAGCAGCACAACUAGCAGCAGCAGUCUAACCGAGAACUUGUUCAAGAGAAUCCCCCUCACUUUGUAUCUGAGAAUAGACGAUAAUUCUAACCAAUAUUUAGGGGUGCGAGUAAAUAUUGCACUUCAUUCAUAUCCGAACAUCUUACGAUUGAAAUAAGUGCAAUUACAAACGGAGAUAAGAAAACUGAAGUUGAAAUAUUUAAAAAUAUUGUCAAAUUUAAAGCUUGGAAAAAGGCCGACUACUACAAUUGCGACGCUACCUACCACACCAUUAACAGUAGUUAAUACCCAACAUUCAGUAUUCGAGAUUUUUCGGUAUUGUCCGUGAUGAACUCACUCAUGUGUACUAUGUGACAGUCGACCAAUAAUAAUCGAGUGCGAUCGUCACAUGGUAAAACGAAUAUAUGAAUAAUUUUUCUCCGUAACACGAGAUCGAACUCGGAAGUUUCCGUUGUUUUCUGACAAGCUGAAACUUUCAACAGCGGCCAUCUUGCGUAAAAUUUUCAGUUGUCGGAACAAUUUGGAAUUUUCGCAGAAUUCAAAUAGUAAAUUCUACGACCUUGUCCUACUGGUUGUCAUUGGAUAGUUAAUAUCUCUAUUCAGACUCUAUAUCGGAUUUAGAAAUAGAUUAUAUGAAAUCAUUGUGAGUUUAGAACAUGAAUUGUAUAUUAACGGCUUUGUGCCCGAAGAUUUAUAUCGAGCACCAUGAAGGGAUUGGAUUUUAGUCCCUUGAAAUAAUGAUCACCAUCACUGGAGCCAUGGCUGUGGACGGUUUUGCAGCCUCUAAACCGCCAUUGCAGUUAAAGGAUUAUUACAUGGAACGAAAAGCUUGAGGUCGUUGCAAAACUGGAAGUGCAAUAGUUUAUAUUAUAUAUAGGGGAGUAUAAAAUGGCCGACCCCCAGGUUGUAGAAGGCCCUCCAGCCAAGAGACCAAAGCUUGCGUCACCUGCUUUACCAAGUGACAGUGGAGAUGCAUUUAUGACUGAAUUCGAUUUAAACGAAGCGCUACCAGAUGAGUUAAUGUCUACAAAUAACUCGGCAAGUGAUGGGUCCCACAAUGGAACAAAUGAUUCUCAGGUUCCAUCCGGUCAAGAUACCAGUUCGCAAAGGCACCCACACCAACAGUUAUCUCAUCUUCUACAGCCUACUUCUGUUUCAACACAUUCUGGAAAUAACAUUUCUAGUCCCCAAAACCCUCAGAAUCAAGGGGGUACUGGACCACCUAGUAGAAACCAGAUGAUUGCUAACAUCAAUUCUAGUCCGAGUAUAAACAACACUGUAAAAAGUCCAUUAUCUGGCAAUUUGUUUCACCACCCCACGGAUCCUUAAGCAAAGCAGGAGCAGCUUCAAUCCAUAGCACCGAUUUACCAUUGACCAGCAGUAGCUCAUCUUUUUCAUCAAGUAAUAAUGUUAUAAGUAAUCUUAUUAUUGAAAAUGUUGGCAACACCCACUUAGGACCUCCAGGAGUUGGUAUGAAGCCGGUAACUCCACAAAGUGCUUCAACUCAAAGUACUGUCAGUAAUUCUCAGAGCCCACACCAUAGUCAGCUUCUAAACGGACCACAUUACUCACCUAUGACGGCAGCAGGGCCAGCACGGAAUUCUACAUCCAAUUUAGCUGCUGGAGGCCUGGCCAUCUCUCAGAACAAUGUUAUCAGCACGAAUACAUUGAGUACACAUAUACCGUUGUCAUCUCAUUCUGUUGGACACCCAGCAUUAACUGCUGCAGGUCAGACGCCAAUGAUAAAGACUGGUCAGCAAGGAACGACCGGUCAGCAACCCCCUACAGCAGAUCCUGAGAAGCGAAAGCUCAUUCAGCAGCAGCUGGUUUUACUACUUCAUGCACAUAAAUGCCAAAGACGAGAACAAACCAAUGGUGAAAUUGCUUCAUGUACACUUCCUCAUUGUAAAACAAUGAAGAGUGUUCUUAAUCACAUGACGACUUGCAAUGCUGGAAAAUCUUGUCUUGUUGCCCAUUGUGCAUCCUCUCGUCAAAUUAUAACACAUUGGAAGAAUUGUACUCGAGGUGACUGCCCUGUCUGCUUACCUCUGAAGCAUGUUUCUGAUAAAAGAGCCCCAGGAGUUGUACAAACAGCUUCAACAGUUCCUGUUAGCACCCAGUCCCCUGGUGCUAGAGAUAUGCAGAGGGCUUACGAUGCUCUGGGUUUGCCAUAUAAGCAAGGCGCUGGCAGCAAUGCUGUUCCUCCUAUUCGGCCAUCAAUUUCAACUCCUCAAGGCCAAGUUCAGAAUCCACCAGGGAUGAUGUCUGCACAAUUAAAUCCCAACAGCCAAAAUGCCCCCAGGCAAGACAUGUUACAAAGAACACAACCUCCUGUUUCCUUCACUGGUGUCCCAAGUGGAGUAGCAGCUAGUAGUGGUGGUGUACAAGCUUUGAGUCAAACAAACAGAGGAUCUAAGAAAUGGCAUCACUGUGUCACCCAAGAUUUACGAAAUCACCUUGUUCAUAGAUUAGUCCAUGCAAUAUUUCCAACUCCUGAUCCUGCAGCUUACAAAGAUAGAAGGAUGAAAAAUCUAGUCGAUUAUGCGAAAAAAGUCGAAGGUGAUAUGUAUGAAACUGCCAAUGACAGAGAGGAAUAUUAUCAUUUACUAGCUGAGAAAAUUUAUAAAAUACAGAAAGAACUUGAAGAAAAAAGAAUGAAGAGACAGUUAGCAAUACAGCCUGGUCAGGCUAAUCAGCCUAAUAUGCCAAUGCGACCAACAGGUCAACCAAAUGGACCUCUACUAAAUUCUGGUCAGCGGUUGCCUGGAGCACAGCUUAGUAAUACUGAUCCGUAUGGGAUUUCUCCUGCAACUCCUAUGCAGAGAGUAUCCAUGCCUACAUUACCACCUCGCACGACACCUCCUCCUACUUCAGUGAAUGUGCGACCUAGAGUGGAUAUAGUGCCAACUCCAUUUGUUCCAAAUGUGAACCGAAGCACUGGGCCUACAAGUACUAAUCCUACGCCAUCUCCACCUUUGUCAUCAGUGUCUCCAAUUGCUUCAAGUCCUUCAUAUCCGUCUCUUCAAAUUUCUUCUCAGCUAAGCGGAUUGCUUACUGAAUCUCAGACCAUACCAAUUCAGCAAACAGCUGUUCAAGCACAGUCUCAGAGUCAUCAACCAAUUGCUGCACCACAAACUCUUCCAACUCUUCCUUCAACAAGCCAACAGCAAGCAGUCACACUGCCACAACAACACCAGCAGCAAGUCCAGUUACAACAACCCAUGGCUCUACAACCACAACAGCAAGCUAUGCAACCACAGCAACCUCCAUCACAACAGCAACAACAGCAACAGACAGUGCAACAACCACCACAAGUUUCUCAACAGUCUCAACAGCUGAACUCCUUACAGUCUCAAUCUCAACAACAGUCCCAACCACAAAAGCCACCUACACCACAAGCCCAGCCACAGCAACAACACACUCCUAAACAACAACCUUUAUCACAACCUUCAACACCACAGUCAAAUACACCUCAAAAAGUCUUGCCUCCUGUUCAGCAAGGAGGUACUGGACAAAAAGCUCUUACUCCACAAAUGCCUCAACCUCUAACACCGAAGCAGCAGCAGGUUCAACAAUCAAACCAGUCCAUGCCUGAAGUUAUGUCAAAAGGAAAACAAUUACCUGAUUCUGUUGACCAUCCCUUACCAGAGUUAAAAGUGAAACAAGAAUCAGGAUUGUGCUUGUCUGAAGCCUUGUCAACAGUAACUACGACUACAAUUACAACUACGAGUGUAUCUUCAGUUAUGACAGCUACUACAACAGCAACUAAUACAACUGUUACUCCUGCUGAAAUUAAGACUGAAAUCAAACCCCCAAUUAAAUAUGAAUUCAUGAAAGAAGAGUUUAUUAAAGAAGAGGAAAUAAUCAAAUCAGAGUAUCCAAAGCAAGAUAUUAAACUAGAACUAUCAGAUAUGAAAUCUGAACUUAGAGCUGACAAUAAAGAUGAGGCAUUGACUUUACCUCAGGUAAAAGAAGAGCCUAUUGAAACUACAAAUCAGCAGCAGAGUCCUGAGUCUACGACUAGUGGAAAUCCUGAAAAUAUAAACGGUGGAGACACAAAAGCUAAUGCCAUUGGAGGUCCAUUAGCACCAACCACUCCAGGAUCUUCAACUCCUCCUAAAUCCAAAAAAGUUUUCAAACCGGAUGAACUGAGGCAGGCAUUAAUGCCAACAUUAGAGAAACUUUAUCGACAAGAUCCAGAAUCUUUACCCUUCAGACAGCCUGUUGAUCCCAGUCUUUUGCAGAUUCCACUCCCCUGUCUAACACAAACACAGGACAAGAAAUGGUGGAAACAUUCUAAGGAUUAUUUUAUGAUAAUUAAGAAGCCCAUGGACCUCUCCACUAUAAAAAGAAAGCUUGAUACAGGACAGUACCAAGACCCAUGGCAGUAUGUUGAAGAUGUUUGGCUCAUGUUUGAUAAUGCAUGGCUGUAUAAUAGAAAAACAUCAAGAGUUUAUAAAUACUGCUCAAAGUUAGCUGAAGUUUUUGAGGGUGAGAUUGAUCAGGUGAUGCAAUCCCUUGGCUAUUGUUGUGGCCGGAAAUUUGUUUUUAGUCCACAAGUGCUUUGUUGUUAUGGAAAACAAUUGUGUACCAUUCCAAGGGAUGCUGUGUAUUAUAGCUAUCAAAAUAGAUAUGUAUAUUGUGAAAAAUGCUUUCAAGAAAUCCAAGGAGAGGAAGUGGAAUUAGCAGAUGAUCCAUCCCAGCCUGUUACGAAUCUCACAGAGCUCUUAGGAUCGUGUACUUUCAAGUCACGGACAGUCACUACAAGGCGGAUACAAAAGGAUGCAUUCUCUAAAAUGAAGAAUGAUCAGUUGGAUUUGGAACCGUUUGUUGAAUGUUUAGAAUGUGGACGGAAACUUCAUCAAAUCUGUGCUUUAUUUUGAACCCUAUGGCCAAAUGGGUUUUAUUGUGAUAACUGUUGUAAGACAAAAGGUAAACAGGGUAAAAAGGAAGGCAAAUAUACUUGCAAACGUCUCCCGAAUACAAAACUUGGAAUAUAUCUAGAGAAUCGUGUAAAUAAUUUCCUUAAGAAUAAAGAUGCUGGUGCUGGAGAAGUUACUAUCAGAGUUUUGUCAAGUUCUGAUAAAACAGUUGAGGUGAAACAAGGAAUGAAAAGCAGAUUUGGAGAUGAAAUGCCAGAUAGUUUUCCAUACAGAGCAAAAGCAAUGUUUGCUUUUGAAGAAAUAGAUAAUGUAGAUGUGUGUUUUUUUGGGAUGCAUGUACAGGAAUACGGCUCAGAUUGUAAUCAGCCAAACACAAGACGUGUGUAUAUAUCAUAUUUGGAUAGCGUUCACUUUUUCCAACCAAGAUCUCUCAGGACGGCUGUUUAUCAUGAAAUUCUAAUUGCUUAUUUGGAAUAUGUUAGGCGAUUAGGAUACACAAUGGCUCACAUUUGGGCUUGUCCCCCUAGUGAAGGAGAUGAUUACAUUUUUCACUGCCAUCCUCCGGAACAAAAGAUCCCUAAACCAAAACGGCUUCAAGAGUGGUAUAAAAAAAUGUUGGAUAAGGCUAUAAUAGAGCGUGUUGUGAUUGAUUAUAAGGACAUUUUAAAAGAUGCAGUAGAAAACAACCUUACAAGUGCAACUGAGAUGCCAUAUUUUGAAGGAGAUUUUUGGCCUAAUGUUCUGGAGGAGAGCAUCAAGGAGCUGGACCAAGAAGAAGAAGAAAAACGUAAAAGAGAGGAAGCUGAAGCUGCUGCAGCUGAAGAGGCUGCUGAACAGGGCGAUGGAGAAGAAGCCGGCCAAUCAUCGUUUCAGAAUGGCCAGGGCAAAAAGAAGGGCCAGAAAAGUGGUCGAAAUAAAAAAGCCAAUAAAAAUAAAAGCAACCAACGGAAAAAUAAUAAGAAAACAAAUCUUCCUCAUGGUGGAAAUGAUCUCUCAGCAAAGUUAUAUUCCACUAUGGAAAAACACAAGGAAGUCUUUUUUGUCAUCCGUCUUCACUCAGUGCAGUCAGCAGGGAGCUUACCCCAUAUUGAAGACCCAGAUCCCUUAAUUUCUUGUGAUUUAAUGGAUGGUCGGGAUGCAUUUCUCACUAUUGCUAGGGAAAAACAUUAUGAAUUUUCUUCUUUACGAAGAGCCAAAUAUUCAUCAAUGGCUUUACUUUAUGAACUGCAUAAUCAGGGAAGAGACAGCUUUGCCUAUAAUUGUAAUCACUGCAAGUCUCUUGUUGAAACACGGUACCAUUGUUCACAGUGUGAUGAUUUUGAUCUUUGUGUUCCUUGUUAUGAAAAAGAAGGUCAUCCUCAUAAAAUGGAUAAACUUGGAUUUGACCUUGAUGAUGGAGCUACUUCAGCAGAAAAGCAAGAAAAUCCUCAGGAAUGUCGACGGCAGUCUGUUCAAAGAUGUAUUCAGUCUAUUAUUCAUGCAUAUCAGUGUAGAGAUGCUAAUUGUAGACUGGCAAAUUGUCAGAGAAUGAAACGUGUUGUAGCACACACAAAAAUAUGUAAACGGAAAACUACUGGUGGUUGUCCCAUUUGCAAACAGUUGCUAGCACUUUGCUGCUACCAUGCAAAACAUUGUACAGAAAAUAAAUGCCCGGCUCCAUUCUGUUUCCAAAUUAAACAUAAAUUAACACAGCAGCAAUUACAACAAAGACUGCAACAAGCACGAAUGAUUAGGCGGCGCAUGGAAACUAUGUCUCAACGGAACUCUAAUAGUAAUAAUGUUCAGCCUAUGCCUCAGCAGCCACAAAUACCUCCUUUUGGGGGGAAACCUCAGGGGCCACCCCCAGGUGCUAUGCAAGCUGCUCGUCAGGCUCAAGAAGCUGCACAGCGACAAGCUGUUUCUUUAGGUAAGCCAUCAGGACCUAUUAAUAAUUUACCACCACAGGCGAAAAUGCAGGCUAUGCAACCAAAACCAAUGAACCCCAUGCCACAAUCUGUACAGGGUGCCAUGGUGCAACCAUGGCAAAAUUAUCCAAGUCAACAAGGUCCUCCACCACAACCACCACCACAACCACGUCAAAUGCCACCUCAGAGAAUGCCAAUGCAACAGCCACAACAACUUGGUGCUCCUAUAAACCCUGGUAUGAAUCAAAUUCAAUCAAAAGCUUCUAUGCAGCAGUUAAUGCAAGUAUUGAAAACCCCGCAAUCACCACAACAACAAACUCAGAUUUUAAAUAUUUUAAAAUCAAAUCCAAGUUUAAUGGCAAUUUUUCUUAAAAAUAAAGAUCAACAGCAGCAGCAACAGCAACAACAGCAACAACAACAGCAACAGCAGCAGCAGCAACAGCAGCAGCAACAGCAACAGCAGAUGCCUAAUAUGCAAAGUCUCCAACAACCAGGAGGGCAACAACUUCCAUCACAGCAGCAACCAAUAUGGUAUUCUAAAAUGAGUCCAGUUAUACCUAGACAACAGAUUACUCCAUUUCAACAGCCACAACCACAGCCCCAAUUUACACAACGAACAAGAAUGAAUUUUCCUCAGCAAGGAGUUCAAGGAGAUGGUUCCCAGCAUAUGGCUCAGUUCCAACAGCAACAAAUGAUGCAACAGGUUCAACAGCAUCAACAACAAAUAAAACAGCAUCUCUCUGGUGGACAACCUGUUAGUCCACAACAGAUGCUUGCUCAACAGACUGCUCCUUCUCCACAACAAAUUAUGCAACAAGUUCGUUCACCCCCAACUUCCACAUUACCACAAACUGUCCGUUCACCACAACCUACUCCAUCUCCACGGCAGCAACCCAUUCCUUCACCUAGACAGCCUCAACAAUCACAUCAUAUACCUCCUACUACUCAUUCACCACAUUCGGUUGUGGCUGGACAAGCCACUACACCAGAUCCUAAUCAAAUUCAUUCAGAUCAGGUCAUGCUUCCACAAUUACAAACUCAUGGUAAUGUUUCACAGUUAAAAAGCCCUAGUUCUUCAGAUUUAUCACAUGGACAAGACUCUGAAGUUGCUUCAAUAAAUCCAGACUCUUUAAAAUUGGUUGAAAAGGUGUAGUGAAGACUGAAAACAAAGUAAAGGGGGCAAACCAAGUGAUCUGUAUAAAACCCAUUGUAGAGAAUGGUCAUUGACGUUAUAUUUUGUCUGUUUUUUCCAGAACAAAAGUGAAAAUUUUUCAGAGGAAGAGAUGUUUAUUUUAUACAUAAAAAUUGUAGGUAGCAAUUGAAUUAACUUCUAUCACAUUACCAAUGGACAAGAAUUUAUCUAAUUAUAAACUGUACACAAUAAUUUGUAUAGGUAGUUCAUGGAAAGUCUGUCAUCCUUUGCAUUGCAAAUGUGCCUAGUUCUUCCUCUGGUAGAUAGUUGAACCAAUAUCCUUUGUUUAGGUGUUACUGUUUUAGGAUUCAACACUCAUUUCAAGAAAAGGUUAAUCAAAUCAGUGUGCAUAAACCUAAUGACCUAUAUUGUUAUUUCCACAGAACAUUUUUAUUCGAAUUCAAUUCACAGAAUGAAUUGUUGUACGGACACACAUUUUUACUUAAUGAUAUACUAAUAUCUUUAUAAAUGUGUGCACCUUUCCUAUUUCAAAGGCUUAUGUUCAAGUGAGUUCUAUGUGAGAUAGGUGUGAACUGACGACAGAACAAGAUUGCUUGAUGCCCUGUUUCUAAGUUGAUUCACUGUGCUUCAACAUUAUUGUUGCAGUUAACAUAUCAAUGAAAAGCUACCUUUUGAGAAGUGAUCACCAUUGCUCAUUUGUAAAAUAGAUAUGCUCAUUAAACCCACCUCAAUUUUAAAAUUUUAGAAAAGGCAUAAGACUAAUCAUUAUCCUUUGUGCUGGUAAAAUUUCUAUCAGUUUGAACAAUUAUUGAAUCCAUUUUUAAUUGCAUUUAUGUGUUAUUUUACAGACUUACAUAAUUGUCCAUACUAGACAAAUAACAUACAUUACCAAAACCGAAAAAAAAAAAACCUGAAAAUUAAAAAAAGAAAAUUAUAUUAAUUUUUUUUCCUUCCCCUUAGAAAGCUCACAUUGUAGUCAAGUCCAGUCAAAUACAGACUUGAUAAGCUUGACUGCUGCACUUUUAUCCAUUCUAGAGGAUUAAGCUAUCAUGGCAUAGCUGCCAUGCUUUCUGUAACAGCAAUUUUGUUGAAGUCUUUAUAAAUUAAAUAACUGAUACUGUUAUUGUUCAUGUAGAUGUGUCCUUGAAUGUUUUGUGCUGUUUUGCCAGAAAGUAUUAGAAAAGCAAGUUUUUCUUGCAUUCUAAACUCUGAAAAUUUAUUGAAUCUUAUUUCAGAGUCCUCAUUCAAAACUCUAUUUGUAAGAUAAUUGUUGAUAACUUUUAAAAUACGCUCCUGUUGUACUAUAGACAUUUCACACAAAAAAAAAAAAAAAAUAUGGCUUUCGGAAAACAGUUUGAUAAAAUAUUUGCAAAUCACAAUUGUGUUUGUAUAACUAUGUGCACUAUGAUUUCAUUUAUAUGAAACCUAAGCAUCAUGCAAUUUGAAGUGAGCAUUUAUUUUAGUAUGUGAAAAAAAAAUGGGAAAAGAAAAAGAAAAUUCUGUGGACACUGCCAAACGAAUUCCAUGAAGCAAGAAUUAGUGUCUUUUCAAUGAGGGUAAGAUUCCAUUUUAAAGAUUAAGAGUUAUUGAUUUUAUAAGAUUAUGGAAGAAUUAUUCAAGUGUAAAAUAUUCGCGCACACAUACACAUACAGAAGAGGAAAAGCUGAUUUGAUAAAAAAAAAUUGCUUUACUAUUAAAGAAGGAAGUCAGAUUAAACUAUUUGUUGAUGAAUAGUUUGAAAUGUCAUUCUGAUUGUCAACAAUCCUUAUUUAUUGUCCCAUAUUUAUUUUAAGUAUUUGUACCAGCUUAAUAAGCAUUAGUCUUUGGAAUUUUUCAGUGAUUUUCUUUAUCAGCUUUUAGCAAUUUUUAAUUCUUUUAUUUUGUCCAGAUCUACUCUGUAAUAAUAAUUUUUAUGUAACCACACUAUAUGCAAGGUAUUUAAGAUAUAAGUGCUAAAAACCUAACUGAAGAACCUCUAUGAGUGGGAGCUGGAGAGAGAGAGAAAGAAAAUUGUGAAUGUGUCUAUGAUAUCUAAGAGGCUUUGUGGUUUAUUAAAUGUUGCACUCUUUCAAAUAUCUAGUUGUGUGUGUGUAUGUGUGUGUGUAUAAAUAUGUGUGUGUGUGUGUAUAUAUAUGUGUGUAUAAUCUUUUAAUUAAAAUUUAUUAGAAUACUUUAUUCAGAUUUCUCUUUUUAAAUAAUUCUGCUCCUAGCACAGGCAUCUAUUUGUAACUGAAUAUUUCUAACUAACCUUAAAUUACAAAUUUUUAAACGUCUAUUUUAGGAAAUUGUUAUCUAAAACAUUUAUUUACUUGAAUUUUUAUGUUGCUUGACAGUUUUUUCUAGAAAUUUUUAAUAGCCCAAAUCUGGAUUAUAAAUUGUUAAGCAUAGGAUAAGAAAUUUUUAUAUUCUGGACUCAAUUCAGUCAUAAUUUUAAGAAUACAGUGUUGUCUUCAAGAAAAGUAUGUUAAUGUUGAUGAAAUUGUCUUAAUUGAAAUCCAGUUUUUGGUAUUUUUUUCUCUUUUUCUCUUUUUUUAAAAAAUUUAAAAUUUUUUUUUCUUUCCUCAUUGAAAUAUAAAUCAUUUAUUUGGAUGUCGCAAGCCAGCAAAGGAAGUUAAUGCAUUAACUCUGCAAAUCUGUUUCAAGUUGGCAUUGUGUUAAUAUCAUGUUGCAACUUUUAAUGGACCUGUCUCCCGAAAAUUGCAUUUUCUCCUUAUUUUAACAAACUACUUUUUGCACACACGUACACACACACACACACACACACACACACACACACACACUCAUUCUUGUGUGUUUAUGUCGAUUGAGUUCACUGCACUAUACAGAGAAUUGCUUGGAUCAUUCAAUAUGUUUUUUGAAGAUUUGUUGCAAAAUGCAUUGAUGAAAGACAACUAUAUAACUAUUCAGUACAGAUGAUGCCAUAGCUAGAGAAAUAUUUUCAUUCAAUUUUUCUUGUCAUGCUGUUGCUUCUGUUGAAUUCAAAAUUUGGCAAACAUCCUAGCAAUCUCACUAUUUAAUAUAUCAAAAAAAUAUAUUUUUAAAAAAAAAUCCUAAAAAAUUAAUAAAAUGUAUUUAAAAUACUUAUCAAAUAGUAUUUAUUGCUAAUUAGAUAACACUUCCACUUAGAUGGUGAUGGUUGAAUGGAAAAAAAAUUUAAUAUUUUCAUUUCAAUGAAAAUUAAAUUUGAAAUUUUUGGAUUUAUUUAUUCAAUUUUAUGUAUACACAAUGUAUACAUGUACAUGUAGGUGGGUUCUAUUUCCCACUUGCAUUCAAAAGAUAUUUACACCUACCCAUUCCCCCAAAAUAUGUCCUAUAUUCUAGUAAGUGGUAUGUCAAAAAUUCAGUAACUUGGGGCGGAUUAUUGAUAUGUGCAUUUGAGCUGUUAUGGAAAGGGUCCUCUGAAUAAAUGUGAGAUAGGGUGCUGGCUGAACCAUUGAAGACAACUUAAGUGCCAUUCUCAUUUGCUGAAAUGGAAACAAAACAUGAAUGACUGAAGGAAUGUUUUAUUUUUACCAAUCUUGCUGCAUUGGUCACCAUUCCCUUAUUGAAUAAAUUAUUAAAAUAUGUUAAA
Messenger RNA from Octopus sinensis (East Asian common octopus), 11514 nucleotides. RefSeq names its product histone lysine acetyltransferase CREBBP-like. Gene Ontology annotation, cellular component: histone acetyltransferase complex; transcription regulator complex. Gene Ontology annotation, biological process: positive regulation of transcription by RNA polymerase II. The record is from RefSeq and is a predicted model, not a curated record. The transcript is spliced from 27 exons. NCBI's taxonomy places the organism in Eukaryota, Metazoa, Mollusca, Cephalopoda, Octopoda, Octopodidae. Gene Ontology annotation, molecular function: chromatin DNA binding; zinc ion binding; transcription coactivator activity.